Molecule: messenger RNA, 1317 nt
Organism: Auanema sp. JU1783
Lineage: Eukaryota; Metazoa; Nematoda; Chromadorea; Rhabditida; Rhabditidae
Source: the annotation of a GenBank genome assembly
AUGGCCGAUGCGGUCAAGCAGUUUCAACCAGAUGAUGAAGUUUUAAGAGGAGUUGAUGAGGUUGAUUGGACUGAGGAUCCAGUGGAUGAUGACUCUGAACAUUUCGAUUUGGACUCACUCGAAUGCGUAGAUGAAUGCGAUGAGUUGAAAGGCAACCCCAAGAUGGAAGUAAACUCCCGGAAAUACUCUAACGGUAACCACCGAAGAGCGGAUAGGAAGAGAGCUUACCCAUCAAAAUACCAGAGAGGUUCAAAACAUCGUGAUAUGAUAAAGAAACCCAUGAGUAAACCUCGGCAGGAAUCAAGAGAAGAAGCACACAUUCCCAUGAUUCCCCCAUUUGCGGAAUUAGAACUGGUCGAUUGCUGUGAUGCUGACGAAAACGACGUCAGAUCAAGGCCUUCAACAUCUCAAGAAUCUAGAAGUCUCAUCUCUGAAUCCAUUCAUUCAAUGGAUGAGCGAGAUGUUGUUUCACCUAUACCAGCAAACAUGGACGGUGAAGACUUGCCAGAUGAUUAUGAGGAUGAAGAUUUUCCCUCACUCGACGAAGCAAUUGACGUUGAAGCUAUGAAAAAAGCUUCCAUGAUUAACUCCGAUCCUCCAAUACAUUUGGAUUGCUCUUAUGAUCAAAGGAAUGGAACAGCAAACCACGUUAAUAUUUCUCCAAAGAAUAUCGAGGUUUCCCGAAAAAAUGGAACGAAUAAGGAGGAUAUCCAUGCCAUGGCUCCUUUGAAUGAUAAGCACCGUAAAUCGGCGUCAUCUUAUGAAUUGGAUUCUAAGGAAAAAGAAAGGAAAAAGGAAAAACUUCGAGACGCUAGAGACGUGUUCAGACGCUCUGAAAAAGCGCAACACAGAACUUCAUCUCCAUUCCACCAACGACGUAACUAUAAUCAAUCGAGAAAAAAAAAUGAAAAUGUAAAUCGACCGGAGAAAAAAGAAAAUCCAAGAAAUGGAUCUACACCGACAAAAAUAUCUCCUAGCUUGUCAAAUGCGUCGUUCGUGCGAAGCAAAAACCGACCGAACAGGGAAAGGGGAAGACCCCAACGGCGGGAUGGAGGAUCUUCAACAAAUUCCAAUUUGCCUCGAAGCAAUGCUAAUAAUAAUAUUGGACCGAAACCGACGAAUAGCCUGUACAGAAGUCACGAAAAUGUCUCUUCAUCGAAAUCUCCCUCCGAUGCUGCACGUGGAAUAUCAGAGCUACCAAAGUUGACAGUGCAAUGUUCGAAGAAAGGGGGCCGCGUUGUUGUUUCAACGAAGACUUUUCCAACUCAAUUGCAGUCAGGCUCACCAAAUGGGAAGAGCAGAAGAAUUGUUGGAUAA